Humulus lupulus (European hop) is the source of this 1284-nucleotide messenger RNA. RefSeq names its product actin-related protein 2/3 complex subunit 3. The record is from RefSeq and is a predicted model, not a curated record. Gene Ontology annotation, molecular function: actin filament binding. The coding region runs from base 454 to 978 and encodes 174 amino acids. Gene Ontology annotation, biological process: Arp2/3 complex-mediated actin nucleation; regulation of actin filament polymerization. Gene Ontology annotation, cellular component: Arp2/3 protein complex; cytoskeleton. The transcript is spliced from 6 exons. NCBI's taxonomy places the organism in Eukaryota, Viridiplantae, Streptophyta, Magnoliopsida, Rosales, Cannabaceae.
AAAUUUCUCUUGUCUUAUCUCUCUAUCUUGAUCUUUGGUCUGGUUCUUCGUUUUCUUCCUCAGCCUCACAACUUUCUCGCUCUUCGUUUUCACCGAACGCCAACACACAUUCAUUCCCACACUUUCAACUACUUCCAAUUUCUUCUCAAUUCCAAUUCCGAUUUCCAGGCUGCUCUAAUUCUAAUUUUUUUUUAAAUCAAUUAUUAAUUAUGGCUUCCAAUGUCUCUUUGGUUUAGAGGAAUAUUGUUUUCUGCUUGGAUUGAUUUCGGCAUAAUUGCUCUUUUUUAGGUGUAGCUGAAAUUAUUUCAUUAUCAUAACUAAGAGCCGUAAAUGCAAUGCGAAACUUGCCUAAUCCAGGUAAGUCAAAAUCCAGGAAUUUGAUUGCGUUUUGACAAUUUCUGGUUUUGGGAUUGAUUGGAGCCAAGACUUACAUUUUUUUUUUCCUGGAAAAAUAUGGUUUAUCACUCAAGUUUUGUGGAUGAUGAAAGAAUUACUAAAGCUUGUGGGUGCCCCCUAUUGCCUCUAAAAACCCAUAUAAAGGGUCCUGCUCCAGAUUUAGAUCAAGAUCAAACUGACAUUAUUGAUGAAGCAAUUACAUUUUUUCGAGCCAAUGUCUUCUUCAGAAACUUUGAUAUUAAGAGUUCAGCUGAUAAGCUCCUUAUUUAUCUGACACUCUAUAUUAAUGUGGCUUUGAAGCGGCUUGAGGGUUGUAGAACUUCGGCUGAAGGAACCAAGGCGAUUAUUAACUUGGGCCUUGAAGAGGUUCCUGUUCCAGGAGAACCCGGUUUUCCUUUCCCAGGCCUUUUCCCCCUUCCUCAAUCCAAGAAGGAAGCAGAACUACUCAGGAACUAUCUGAAGCAGAUAAGGGAGGAAACUAGUGGUAGAUUAUUGAGUGUUGCAUAUAGACAUAAUGGGACUCCGAAUAAAUGGUGGUUAGCAUUUGCCAAGAGGAAAUUUAUGAACAUCAUUGUCCCUUGAUUGUUUUGUUGUAGUGUUUAUUAUACCCAAUUAAAAUAUAAUAUGUAGGCACCACAUUGAUAUGAUAAAACAUUGGUUGUGAAAAAUAUUUUUGUAUCAACUCUUGUAAGAAAAGCAGGGUGGUUGCAAUGUUACUGGUAUAAGGAAGAUUAUUAUGAUUAGUUAAUAGCUCUUACCAUUAUUACUUUGCCUUUUUAUUUUUGGCUUUUGAAGAGUAUUGUAUUGAAAUUCUAAAUUUGGGACAAGAUGCAUUAUUUGUAGAUAAACAAAUGACAAUUUACUAUAUUUUCUACAUAUUUUCCUGUA